AUGACUUCAGGCCGGCCGAGUCUGCCACAAACAAGCUGUUCUGGACAUCCAAAAGCACCUCUUGUGGCCGCUGCUGCUCUUCGCUGCUUGGCUCGUUUGCCCGACCUAUGCUCACCUAGCCUUCUCAUAGGUCGAUCUCCUUCCUCAGCUCAUGGACCUGCUCCUAGUCCUGCUCACUCGAAUCCUCGAUGCACUAUGUCUCGAGUACCAGUCUCCUCCGUCCACCUUACUGGAUUAUUGCCGAUCCUUCUACGACUAGCCGUUCGAAUAGCACAGACUCCCCUUCUCCAUCCUAGUCUACCUCCCCCCUUUCUCGAUGGUGGCCAACCGCUCACUGCAACUCCCGACAGACCUCGUAUUACCAUGGCCACAUUGCUGCUUUAUCACCUUUCAUUCUCCCUUGACACCUCUGGCCAUUCAUCCGAGGGGUUGGGUUGCAACGACUCAGAGAUAAGCUCUACCUCAGCAGAGAAGACUCAAAGCCCAUCCUUGCCGCCACCACCAUUCUCUCUUACUGAGACAGCCGCCGAUAAAGAGUCUUGUGUAACUACUCGGCAGCGACGUGAAUGGCUUGAAAUAUGUCGCCUGGUUGGCUGGACUCGCAGCCAGACCUUACUUGCUGGCGCCGUAGUUGAUCUCUUGGCUCGACUCGCUGGGCAUCGAUAUCCAGCAACGGCAGGAAUGGGUAUCAAUCUUGCGGCUAGUGACGUCAGCCAAGCUGCCCCUUCCAAUAGUCCAACUUAUGCUGAAGGUCCUGGGGCUGAAGCCGAGGCUGUGACUACAUUGAAGAGUUUGGCCGACCGGCCGGACGAAAUCUCCGCUACCGCCCUACCUGACAGCAGUGUCAGCAGUAGCAGCAACGGCAAUUUCAAUAGUAAGGACGGAGAGGCUUCAGGCCUUGAAGACAACUCUACAGAUGCACAUUCUGAGAUCGACGCAAAGGAUCAGGGCAUACAAUCGCGGAAGGAGGAGCCGAUACAGAUGGCACUGAACCGUCAGGAAGCUGAGGAGUGGUAUCGACAAGUGGCUUCAGCUGUGCUUGCACUCGUUAGGCAUGAACAUCCGCUUCACAUAGGAUCAAAUCACUUUAGAAAGAAUUGCUCCAGCGACUCGGAUGAUGCGUGUGCCUGUGCAGGCUUUUCGAGUACUGUUGUCCCGGCGGGAGUCUCUGUACUCGGCUGCUGUCUAGCUGCCAUAACUCUUGUAAGUAGGGCUCUGUCAUCGAGCCCGCUCGCCCUCUUCGCCUAUCAUGAUUUGCGAAGUGGCCUUGUUGGCAUUCUGGGCCGCGUUUGGCGUUUGGCCGAUCUUGACUAUCUUUCUGUAUCUGUCCCAUCUCAAUCCGAGCCGUCGAAGACAGCUAGUCAGACCGCAUCCUCUCAGUUGCCUGGAGAAGAACGCCUUCGAUCACCGCUGGCUGGAAUGCCGGCUAGAAGAGUUUGUCUGGCUGCCAUCCAGGCUUUUGUACUACACGACGAGCCAGCUGUUGGAGCCUUCUGUGUGAAGACAAUGACUCCCCAAGUAUUCCGUUGGCUCUAUAGUCUAACUAGCCUAACGGACGAUACUGCUCUUCAGUCGUCUAUCCCUACAGGCCUCAAACGCCUCUCUGAUGCACAUUCGGUCGCGACUAUCACUCCUUGUCUCUCGGUCCACCUCGGACUUGCGGUAAAUGCUGCCAUUGAGUUGGCUGAGAGCCUAGUUGACCUUGCAGAAGCCUCUUGUCGUCAGAGCCUGCUGCUUUUGUUGCUGCCUCUACUGGCCAGCCUUCUACAACCACCACAACAGUAUGACGCCACCAACACUGGCCCCAUAAUUCCCAAUUCACUCAAUCCAGGGGCAAUGCAUUGGCUUGCUUCUGCUGCCUCUGCGUCACCACCCUCAGCUGCCGUUUGCUCCAUUGGUUUGCAUCUGAUUAGCCUCCGUCAUCUGCUUCGACUAGCGCCACGGUUUCCCAGCGAAUUUAGGUCUGUCGCUGGCCUCCUUGGCCCCGAGCUUCGUGGGCGGAUGGAGGCUGCCGUUCGGCAUGCUGUCUCAAAGGAGGGUCUCGGUCAUGCCAGAUCCCGCCGUCAUCUGCUCUCUUUUCCAAUGGCUAAUUCCGACGAGUUGACCUCUGUACCGAAUAGGGGAUUUGAGGCUACCGCCAACCAAGCUGCUGCUAGCAGCGAAAGUCGGAAUCGAAAUUUGGACGCCCGACCAACGAUCCAACUGAAGACAGACUUUAGCAACUUUAAAUAA
Molecule: messenger RNA, 2232 nt
Organism: Protopolystoma xenopodis
Lineage: Eukaryota; Metazoa; Platyhelminthes; Monogenea; Polystomatidea; Polystomatidae
Source: the annotation of a GenBank genome assembly